Populus trichocarpa (black cottonwood) is the source of this 1248-nucleotide messenger RNA. RefSeq names its product axial regulator YABBY 1. Gene Ontology annotation, biological process: regulation of shoot apical meristem development; abaxial cell fate specification; multicellular organism development. Gene Ontology annotation, cellular component: nucleus. Lineage: Eukaryota; Viridiplantae; Streptophyta; Magnoliopsida; Malpighiales; Salicaceae. The record is from RefSeq and is a predicted model, not a curated record. Bases 329 to 961 code for a protein of 210 amino acids. The transcript is spliced from 7 exons.
AAGAACUUGUACUAAAAAAAAACAUGUAAAAACGUUAGCAAUAAUUAAUAACAGUGAUGAUAAAAUUCUAGUAUUAAGAAGCGGAGAGAGAAGACGAACACUUUCUGGUUCUUCUCUAUCUUCUAGUAUAUUAGUAGUAGCAACAUCCUCACUUCUCUCUUUCAUAUAUAUCUCUCUCCUCUCUUUCGCUGAAUAACAACUCAGCAAUCAAGAAGAUCAGAUCAAAGGAAGAGGAUCUUUAUCUGUUCCAUCAAAAUACCCACUGGUCAGACAAUCCAUCAAUCAAAUCAACAAAAUCUCAGAAAGAAAGAGAAGUAUCAUAAAAAAUAUGUCCUCGUCUUCAGCUGCCUUUGGACCAGACCACCUCUCUUCCUCCGAGCAGCUUUGUUAUGUCCAUUGCAACUUUUGUGACACUGUCCUCGCGGUGAGUGUACCUUGCACUAGCUUGUACAAGACUGUUGCGGUUCGAUGUGGUCACUGCACCAACCUUUUGUCUGUGAGCAUGCAUGGCCUACUUCCUGCAGCUAAUCAAUUUUAUCUUGGCCAUGGCUUCUUCAAUCCUCAGAAUAUCCUGGAGGAGAUCAGGAAUGGAGCACCGCCGAAUCUGCUGAUCAACCAGCCACAUCCAAACGAAUCGGUUAUUCCAUUUCGAGGCGUUGAGGAGAUCCCUAAACCACCUAUGGUUAACAGACCUCCAGAAAAGAGACAUAGAGUCCCAUCUGCCUACAACCGCUUUAUCAAGGACGAGAUCCAGCGCAUUAAAGCUGGGAACCCUGAUAUAAGUCACAGAGAAGCAUUUAGUGCAGCUGCAAAGAAUUGGGCCCACUUCCCACAUAUCCAUUUCGGACUGAUGCCUGAUCAACCUGUGAAGAAAGCUAACGUGCGUCAACAGGAAGGAGAGGAUGUGCUCAUGACAGAUGAGUUUUUUGCUGCUGCAAAUGUGGGGGUCACUCCCUACUAAGAAGUGGAGCUCUUAGGGUUUUCUUUGUUACUUCCCGCUUAAUUUACCCUUGUCUUUUAAUUUUCUUGUAAUUGUUUUCAAGGUACUUCUUUUAAGCUUUCUUUUUAGAAGACCCCUAAGAAUUAAUGGGGUUGCUGUUGGCUUAUGUUGGUGUUGGUGUUGGUCUGGGAGAGGGUUUUGAAGCCUCUAAUGUAUGUGAAGCCUAUCUGCUAAGCUAUACUUGGGACGUAGUUCUCAAAACGUUAGCUAUGAUUACUAGCUAGUAAUGAUGAGGAAUCCUACUAUCA